Molecule: messenger RNA, 2640 nt
Organism: Esox lucius (northern pike)
Lineage: Eukaryota; Metazoa; Chordata; Actinopteri; Esociformes; Esocidae
Product: zinc finger protein 665-like
Exons: 2
Coding region: 153-1334 (393 amino acids)
Biological process (GO): regulation of transcription by RNA polymerase II
Molecular function (GO): DNA-binding transcription factor activity, RNA polymerase II-specific; RNA polymerase II cis-regulatory region sequence-specific DNA binding
Source: RefSeq, a predicted model, not a curated record
AUUGGCAGAUAGGAAACACGUGAUCUGACCUGUCUUCCAGGAAGUAUUUUUGGUGAUUCCUUACAAUUGAACAUAAGUCAUAUUAACCAUAUGACGUAUUAUGUUGAACGCAGAGCAGAACAAAACGAACUUUUCCCCCCCGUACGCCUAAAAUGUCCAAACUACAGUUGCUGAAUGUGUAUGUUACUCAACGACUUAAUGCGGCUGCUACAGAGAUCACCAUUGCCGUAGAGACAACAGUAGCAGAGUUACACGAAGAAAUAUCGCGUUCCAAAGAGGAGAUUAACCGUCUGCGUGAGCUGUUGAAUUUAAAUCUUAACCCAAAGAUUAAGUUACAAAAAUCAGAUUGCCAGCAGCUCACUCUCCCCAGAUGUGAAAAGGUAGUUCCCCAUGAACAGCAGCAUUGUGUGCAGGAGUGGAGCCCCAAACCAGGGCCGGAGGACCCCUACCCCACACCGAUUAAAGAGGAAGAGGAGGAACGCAGGAUCAGUCAGGACGAAGAGCAGCUUCAAUCUCACUUUGACAUCGAAGACUCAAUAUUCACUCCUCCUUGUGUGAGGAAAAAUUGUGACCAGGAGAACCCAUCUCAUCCGACGCACGGGAACACGCCUCAAACUGUGACGUACUCAGAGAGAGAGAGACUACCCACCAACACAGAGGAAGAGAUUAAAACCGAACCUGAAAAAGAGGAUUACAGGGCUUCCCAGCUAACUGUUUAUGUUGAGUCCCUCUGUGAAGUAAAUCCAGACUGUUCUGCAGCUUUGAGUGAGAACAAGGAAAGUGAGAAUGUGGUGCAGAUUGGAGGACUAACGUCAGGUCUCAAAUCAAAGAGAAAAUUGAAAUAUAACGGAGAAAGCUUUCAUACCAGUGCUGGGGGCAGGACGGACACGGAAAAUAUGAUAGAUCACUUGCAAACUCCCACUGAGAAAAACCAUUCCUGUCAUGUUGGUGACAACUUCUUCUCUAGGAAGCGAUGCCACACGGGAGAGAAACCACAUUUUUGCAAUGCAUGUGACAAGUGCUUUUCUAUAAAGGGAACCCUGCCCAGGCAUUCAGUGAUCCAUCCAGAGAAGAUAUCAUUUAGGUGUCAGGAAUGUGGAAAAUUCUUCACACAAAAGAGUUCCCUGUCCAAUCACAUGUUGAUCCACAGAGGAUUGAAACCAUAUCAGUGCAAAAUAUGUGGAAAGUGCUUUACUCAAACUGGAAGCCUGAGCAGACAUAUGAGAGCUCACACAGGGGAGAAACCGCAUCAAUGCCAAGAAUGUGGUAAACGCUUUACACAACGUGUCAACCUGUCCAGUCAUAUGAAGAUCCACAGAGGUGCAAAACGAUAAAUGCUUUCUGUUUGCUAGGUAGCAGUGCUGCUGGUACCAAACAUAAUUUCCCGCAAAAAGUAAUUCUCGUACAUUCUCAAAAAAAUAACUUCCGUUUGGUGGGUGUGGUAAGGUGCGGCUUGAAGCAGUGAGAAAUGUUUUGAGGCUGUUCCAUCAAGUCUGGCCUGUCAUUGGGCUUAAGUGAGGAGUAAGGGUUGUUUUUCUGUUGAUCUGCUCCCCUCGGUCAUGUCGUCAAAGUAUUGUCCAGAAACAUACAACAUAGGUUUUCCAUUAAGUAUUUCAUUUGUUACUGCAUACUUGUAGUUCAUUUAAAUGUUCUAGAAUGUAAGAACAUACUGAAUGAAGGAAAUAUUGGUACGAAGAACACAGGAAGUACUGCAAAGUGGAACAAUCUACAGAACAGAAACAGUAUUGUUGCAGCUAUUGAGGCAGAUAUGCUGAUUUUCAAAAAUUUUGAGGGACUACACAUUACAGUGAAGAGGGAUAGACAAAAAUUGUGUAGCUCAAAUCAUCAAGCUAUACGACAGAGCCAACAUUAUCCCUUGAUAAAUCUUGUUAUGGCAGGAUUUAUCGAGGGAUAAUGUAAUGGGGAUUUUGAGAUUAACAAACAGAAUAUCCAGUAGCCAUUUCCUAUUCUGUAAUACACGAUUGCCAAUGUUCUGUUAUAUGACUGAACGCCAUAUCUUUAGAUGUCCUGUUUGACUGUCAAAUGUCAUGGUUAAAGUUAGCUGCCAUUCAGGGCCGGGCACACUAAUAAUGUCCAGGACACUGUGAUUGCUGUAAUGUCAUCUGUACGGUGCCUGGGCCACUCACAUUGUUGAUUCAACUGUGUUUCUGAGAGUAGUUAUAUGGGCCUUCAGUAUGUACGCCUGUUAGAGCUUUAGGUCACACGUGUCUGUCUCAAUAAUAACAACCAGAUUUUAACUUCAACAGGUGAGAUUCAAAUGUUUUUUGUUCUUAAAACGUUAUACAUCAGGAUGACUAUUCAAAUGUUUUGAUUAAAUCGUUUUUUUGUGCUUGGACACAGCAGAAUUUAUACACAUUGUGGCUAUAAAUACCCAUAAGUAUGGCAUAGCCUCAGAUGACUAAUUGCCUGAUGCUUCCUGGGUUUCUCGUAUGGUUUUAGGGUUUAGAUAGGCCAGGGCUGCCCAACCCUGUUCCUGCAGAUGAACUGUCCUGUAGGUUCUCUCCAACCCCAUUUGGGACUAACCUGAUGUAGCUUUUUAUCCAGUUAAUUAUUAGAAUCAGGUGUGCUAAAUUAGAGUUGGAGUGAGAACCUACAGGUAGUGAUGGCCAUUUUGACAGC